Messenger RNA from Nicotiana tabacum (common tobacco), 5958 nucleotides. Lineage: Eukaryota; Viridiplantae; Streptophyta; Magnoliopsida; Solanales; Solanaceae. The record is from RefSeq and is a predicted model, not a curated record.
AUAUAAUUUGGGUUUAGGGUUUAAGAGUAGCAUAACUCACUUUUGCUACACUGUCACUUGAACGAACACAACUGUCAAAGGAAACUUCGUACAAUCAAAUCAAAUGCGUGUCUGAAAUUUUUUCCAUGUGGGUUUCAACAAUAAGGUCAGCUUCUUAUAGAUACCUAUUCAAGAACAGCUAUCAUUUAAUUCGACUUAAAUCAGUUUCUUCAGUAGCUCAAUUAAGCCCAUAUUUUUCGGAUUCUAGUUCUGAUGAACAAAAUGGAAAUACCCAAAUGAAAAAUAGUACCAAUAAUAUUCUUGAGGUAAAUUCUUAUUGGGUCACUGAAAUGCUCAACAGUUUAAAGGAAGAGCCUGAAAAUGCUUUAUUAUUUUUUCGUCAAUUAAAAGAAAGUGGGUUUAAACAUGAUGUACAAACUUAUAUGGCUAUGGUUAGGACAUUUUGUUAUUGGGGUAUGGAUAUGAAAUUGGAUUCUUUGUUUUUGGAGGUUAUAAAUUGUGGAAAAAAGGAUUUGGGGUUUGAGGUUUCUGAUUUGUUUGAGGAACUAGUGGAGGGGUUAAAUGCUGAGGGCCCUAAUUCGUUGGUUCGGGCUUUGGAUGCAUUGGUUAAGGCUUAUGCUAGUUUAAGGAUGUUUGAUGAAGCUAUUGAUGUGUUGUUCAAGACGAAAAGGUGUGGUUUUGGGCUGAGUGUGUUGUCGUGUAAUUAUCUCAUGAAUCGGCUUGUUGAGUGCGGGAAAGUAGAUAUGGCCGUGGCGGUUUAUAAACAGUUGAAGAGGAUUGCGGUGAAACCCAAUGUGUAUACAUAUGGAAUUGUGAUCAAGGCAUUGUGUAGAAAAGGUAGUUUGGAAGAAGCGGUUAAUGUAUUUGAGGAGAUGGAGAAAGCUGGUGAAACUCCUAAUGAGUUUACUUAUUCCACUUAUAUUGAAGGGCUUUGCUCGUAUGGUAGAUCAGACUUGGCUUAUGAUGUAUUGCGGGCAUGGAAAGGAGCGAAUCUACCCCUUGACGUCUAUGCCUAUACUGCUGUAAUUCGCGGGUUUGUUAAUGAGAAGAGGUUGCAAGAAGCAGAAAUUGUUCUGCUUGACAUGGAGGAGCAAGAACUGAUCCCUGAUGCCUUUUCUUAUGGGGCUAUAAUUCAUGGUUACUGUGAUGCCGGGAAUAUUACUAAAGCUCUGGAUUUCCAUGACAAGAUGGAAGCAAGGGGUAUCAAAAGUAAUUGUGUAAUUGUCAGCUCAAUUCUUCAGUGCUUGUGCAAAAAUGGCAAGGCAUGUUAUGUUGUUGAUCAGUUCAGUAGUUUUAUGAAGCAGGGUAUUUUUCUUGAUGAGGUGGCUUAUAAUGUCGUAAUUGAUGCCCUGUGCAAACUCGGUAGGUUUGGAGAGGCGGUGAAGUUGCUUGAUGAGAUGAAGGGUAAGAAGAUGACACUUGACAUUAUGCAUUACACUACUUUUAUAAAUGGGUAUUGCCUCCAUGGAAAAAUACUAGAUGCGUUGGAGUUAUUUGAAGAAAUGAAAGAGAAAGGCUUGAAACCUGACGUUAUUACUUAUAAUGUGCUUGCUGGUGGAUUUUCUAGAAAUGGCCUUGUUAAAGAGGCACUUCACCUUUUGGACCAUAUGAAGGGACAAGGCUUGACUCCAACGACUGUCACACAUAAUGUGAUUAUUGAGGGCUUAUGUGUUGGAGGUUAUGCAGAGGAGGCUGAAGCAUUUUUUAGUAGUUUGGAGUAUAAAUCUGUAGAAAAUUAUGCUGCCAUGGUGAAUGGAUAUUGUGAAUUAGGCAACACUAAAGAUGCCUAUGAACUUUUUGUUAGGCUAUCAAAACAAGGCAUUUUAAUUAGAAGGAACUCUCGUUUGAAGCUUCUCACUAGCCUCUGUCUGGAAGGUGAAUACGGGAAAGCCAUAAAGUUGUUCGAGAUAGUGUUGACUUUAGAUGAUGACACUUGUAAAAUAAUGUACAGCAAACUAAUUGCUUGUUUAUCUAGUGCUGGAGAUAUGAAAAGGGCCAGGUGGGUGUUCGAUAAUAUGGUUUGGAGAGGAUUAACGCCUGACGUGGUUAUUUAUACUAUGAUGUUAAAUGGUUAUUGCAAGGUGAAUCACUUGCAGGAAGCUGUUAAUCUUUUUGAUGAUAUGAAGGAAAGGGGCAUUUCUCCUGAUGUGAUCACUUACACAGUUAUGCUUGAUGGUCACUCUAAGAAUGUAAAAAGAGAUCGAUUGUCAUCAGAUACAGGGAGGAAUGGCGGAGAAAGAAAGGAUACAUGGUGGAAUAAUGGGGAAAAGACAGACCCUUCAACUUUUUGGAGUGAAAUGAAGGAGAUGGAAUUAAAAGCUGAUGUUAUUUGCUACACUGUUUUGAUUGACAGGCACUGUAAAUCAGAUAACAUUGAUGAUGCUAUUCGCCUUUUCACUGAAAUGAUUGAUCGAGGUUUAGAACCUGAUAGUGUUACAUACACAGCUCUGAUAUGUGGCUAUUGUAAGCAAGGACAGGUUGAGAUGGCUAAAGACCUUGUGAAUGAGAUGUGGAGUAAGGGAAUACAACCAGAUAGCCAUACAAUCUCAGCAUUACAUCAUGGCAUCAUAAAGGCCAAAAAGGUGCACCUUAGGCAUAACAAUAACUCGGGAAAAUCAGAGGUGAUUCGAUCCUCAUAGAUGAGUGACAUUUAUUGGAGCUCUAUUGCACUGCGUAAGUUGUCUAUUAUGGAAAUGCCGAGCUUCAUGCAAGGAUUAUCAGGAAAUGCACCAGUAAAUUACAACGGGGAUUGGGGUGCCAAGCAUCAGACCAACUUGAAAGAUUCUGGUCAAUCUAUACCUGUUGGUGGUCUUGCCUAUAAUAUUGCUGCACCAUGAAGCCUGGCGGAUACAAUAGCACAUACUUCCAAUGCUAUAUUGUAUUCACUGCUGUCAGCUUGUGCUUUGUUCUUGAAAACUUGGAUCAAGGUUUCAGGAUCAUCAGCCUAUGUUGUAGCUAAGCCGUUAAAGGAAUGGUGAUGGCUGGGUAUGAGAAAUCAAACAUGUACAAAGAGUUAAACCUCUAGAUAUGGACAGCUGCAGCCUUUGGUGGAGAGUGUGUGGCAUCCAGACUGUGUUGGGUGAUCUGAUAGGAGCAGUUGGUUCAGGGACUGUAAUUUCUUGGCAGUCGCCAUCAUAUAUCAGUAUUUUGACGCAUACAAGAAGGUUUCAGAUCAAACAUCAAUAAUUGGACAGCCUUGCAACAACAAGAAAGCUAGCUGAAAAAAGAUGCAGUAACUGGGGCUCUGGAAGGGCGCCGUUCUUUGUGUCUUUUUCGCAUAUAUUGUAAAAGAAAAAGUUUCAUGUUAUAACCAUGUUGUAUAGAAACCUCUUUUGAAUAUAAUUAUCCAUUUUGAUUUCAAUACAGAGCACUGUGUUUACUAUCACCACCACAAUUGAAAAAAAAAUUCUAAAUUGUUGGGCCCCUGCAUAGCAUGGGCAUCAUCCCUCUAGUUUGAGAUAUAUAUAGAAAGAUAUAGCCAAGAUCAGUUUCAACAUGUCUUUUUCUUGGAAUUAAUUCAAAGCUGUUGUACUUUUUUGCUCCGACAGUCUAAAAAUGUUCUCAAUAUGACCCCAAAAAAAACUAAAUAUCUCUAAUCUUAAUACCUCUCGUUUCUGUUCGAACAGCUUACAUAGCUCUUUAUAUAAGGACUUGCGUGUCCUUUUACGCUGCAACAAACAGCCACCUCCCCAAAUACCUUAUUUUCCUCUUUUUUCUCCAAAAUCUUCUUUGCCUCGGUUUCCCUGUUAGUUGUGUCUUUCUUUAAGUUUCUCCAAUUUCUACCCUGUUCAGUUUCUUGUUCGCCUUUGUUUAUUUAAUUUCUGCUGUUUAUUGAUCAGGUUUUCUUGGCUUUUAUUUGUUUUCUGUAAUUCAUCUGCUUUGUCUACAUGGAGUGAUGGAGAACAUCUAUCCGUGCACCCUCCAAAUUCCACAUGCAUCCUUCUGGUCUUCCGCAAGGUCAGAGCACAGAGAAGUAGAAAGAAGAUGCAGUAGCUUAUUUAUUGGUAUACUGCAUGGAAAAUGACGGCAUUCAUCGUUUACCCAUUGUGGUCAGUUCACUUUUGAUAUUUGGAAUGUGAGACUUUAAAUUUUAUGUAAGAGUUCGUUUAUCGUAUUUGAUCCUGGUAUAUUUCAUAAAUUGAUGUUUAGUACCAGCAGAAAUUAGAAAAUAACUGAAAAGAGACUUCAAGAUGAAUGUGCCUUAUUGCUUAGACAAUGAGGUAUUGGUGAAAUGAAGGAUGAAUUUCAUCUGUUACUACAUAUUAAUUUAGUUCAAUCUUUUUGAGCAUAGUGCAUUUGUUGAAGAAUAUGGAUGUGAAAUGGAUAAAGGGAGUACAUGGCUGAAGACGUUGAAAAUCUAGUCUGGUAACUGCAACAGAAGUAUGUUUUGUACCUCGGAUCUUCCAAAGAUUUGGCUGAGAGACGAGUUGCAACCAUUGUUUUGAGAAAGAACGAAGUUUGAUCUCCUUAUAUGCGAUAUCAGGUAGAUUGUAGUUUAUCUGUACAUUCCGAUUUUUUCUAUGUUUUUUAUUUUUUAAUAAAUAAGUGAUUUUAGCCAUCUUAUGAUCCAAAGAAGAAUGAAGAAUACAACAAUAACAAUCCCAUACAUGAGAAAAUUUUCUUUUAGACUCGCUUCUUUGCCGGUGGCUGCUGGUGAAGCCAGUUCUAUGAGGCAAGUCAAUGAGGCCAACUUAAUGAAGGUAGUGUUUAGGAAUUUUCAGUAUUGAUUCUAUUUUCUGCUUUAUUCUUGGGGAUAAAACUAAAAAAGUUGGUUUGUGCAGGGAUGGAAUAUUAUAGUCAUGGAUAUUACCUUUUUCUUUUCGCCUUUGUAUAUUUCUUUGUCUGCUUAGUCAGGGAAAGCCUGUCCAUUUCUCCCCUUUUUUCUUGUUUGUUUCGUAUGAAGCUCAGGGAUUAAAAGCAAUGCAGAAACUUGUUGAAAUUUGAUUCCAGUUUUCUUUUUACUGGAUUCUGAUGGAUCAUCUUUAUUGUGAAAAUCCUCCUAUUGCUUUCUUAAUAUUGCUCUAAACACAUUCUUUUAUAGUAUACGCUUUAUUAGUAGAAUGAGACCAUCAAGCAUUAAUUCACUGGAGAUUUCACUGAUCUAAUAUUUUUCAAUUAUGACCAGUUCAAAAUAUAUGAGAACCCAAGAGCUUUGUCCUCACUCCUCAGAAGAUAGAAUAUGAAUAUGUGCCUUUUAAUUUAUAAAUUAACAACUUAAGUGAACUAGAUGUUUUGUUUCCCUUUUUGGUUUCCAGCAAUAGAAUAGGUGCUGGGUGAUGAACUAAUGUAUCUUUGGUUUAUUUAUAUCAACAUUGUACUAGGUAGGUGGUCCAUUUGACUAAUUAUGUGUAGUUAUUAAAGAUUUUUUAAUCCUACUUUGAUAAGCAUUGUGUUUUAGGCAUGUGUUUUAUAUCUUUUGGAGGUGGAAGCAUUUUAAGUAGGAGCGAAGUGUUCUUUUUAUUUUUAAUUUUAACCUCUGAAGAAGUCAAUUAGUUCACUGAUUUCUUGCUGAAUGACGUGAAUUAUCCUUGAUAGAGGAAUCUUUUCAGUGCGAUCAUGUGAUUGAUAGCGAACAAUCUUUGUUGAAGAAGAUAAUCGUUCUUGCUAAAAAGAGAGGGAAUCAACUUCCUUAUGUUAAAUAAUUAUUCUGGAUAAUUCUCUUGUAAAUGACUGCUGGUGGUUGAUGGAGCAAAUGGAGAACCCGGUAAUCAGGCACAGCUCCAGGGAGAUUAAUGCAGUAGCAGAUAAUCUAGGAGGCUGUGGAACAGAUAUUCCAGGAAUUCUGAAAGCAAAAGUGGAUUUUGUUUAUCAGAGGAAGACUCCAGAGUAAGUCUUUGCUUCAAACUAACACCAAAAGGUUACUAUUGUCAGUUGUGUGUAUUUUAUAGUAUGAAUUUUGUACCAAAGGUACUUAGAUUAAUGGCUGUUGGAAAAUGUUUUAAAGAAAUUGUCCUGGUG